AUGCGUCUCCUCCCCUUCUUCGUCCCCUUGGCCGCCGCCGAAACCCUCGGCUCAUGGACCAUCUCGGCCCUCUCCCGCCAAUGCACCCCCUCCAACACAGCCUGCACCUACACCCUGACCCUCACCACCCCUUUCACCUCCACCUUCCCCGACCAGCAACAGCAACUCCAACAACAACAACAAACCUGCACCUUCACUAUUACCUCCCCCGACACCGACCCAAACGCAGCCCCAUCCUCAACCCCCGCCAGCCACACCUCCUUCACCGCCAUCCCCUGCCACAACAGCCCCAACCCCGACAACACCCCCAACCUUAACACCCCCACCAAUAACCCCAAUUUCAAAUCCACAUACAGAUACACACUCAACGGCGGCUGGGACCGCAGCUACACCUUCCUCACCCUGGUUCCCACCGACACCACCGACGGCAGCCAUGCCUUUUUCGGGUAUACCGAGGACGAGCUUGUGGGGGGGAGGGUGGUGGGGGUGAAGGAGGGGGUUGUUUAUCGCGGGUGGGGUACCGAGUCUGAGUUUGAGGGUUCUGAGGCUGAGGGUUCUGAGCUUGGAGGUUCUGAGUUAGAAAGGGUUGGGGAGGGGGUGGGUGUGGAUGUGGGUGUGGGUGUGGGUGGUUCUGGUGUUGAGGGGGGUUAUGAGGAGGGUGGUGGUGGUGGUGGUGGUAGUAUUGGGGCGGUUCUGCGUAAGAAACGGGAUGAUGGCCGGGGGAGGGUGCGUGCCGGGAUGGGGGUGAUGUCGGAGGGGAAGGGGAAGGAGAUGGCCGGGGGGGGAGUGGAGAGGAUCGGGAAGAGGGCUAGCGAGGAGGAGGGGAAGAAGUGGCAGAUCAAGGGGCUGGCACGGUUCCCCGACCAGGGCGCCAACACGACAACCUGGCAGUUCACGAUCGUGCACACCGGCGGCAAGGAAACGCACUGCUCGCCGACGUCGCCCACCAGCGACCCCGUCGGCAGCUUCUACGGCAUCCCCUGUGGUACGAACGACGGCGCGGACUUCAAAGCUUCGUGGGGAAACAGAGUUCUAACCAUGACUAGCGUGCCACACGGAACAGACGCGUGGUUCGGGUUCGAGCAGGUCUCUCACAACCAGUGGCUUGGCGAUUCUAAAAAGGAGCCCGUCUUUUAUACGGGUUGCGGUUGA
Messenger RNA from Chaetomium globosum CBS 148.51, 1152 nucleotides. RefSeq lists its product as uncharacterized. The coding region runs from base 1 to 1152 and encodes 383 amino acids. Lineage: Eukaryota; Fungi; Ascomycota; Sordariomycetes; Sordariales; Chaetomiaceae. The record is from RefSeq and is a predicted model, not a curated record. The transcript has 4 exons.